Molecule: messenger RNA, 1296 nt
Organism: Camelus dromedarius (Arabian camel)
Lineage: Eukaryota; Metazoa; Chordata; Mammalia; Artiodactyla; Camelidae
Product: keratin, type II cuticular Hb6-like
Biological process (GO): intermediate filament organization; keratinization
Cellular component (GO): keratin filament
Molecular function (GO): structural constituent of skin epidermis
Source: RefSeq, a predicted model, not a curated record
AUGUCCUGUCUCUCCUCGCGCCUCGGCAGCCCCUGCGGGGUCCGCGCCUUCACCUGCGCCUCCGCCUGCGGGCCCCGCCCGGCCGCUGCUGCAUCACGGCCGCCCCCUACCGAGGCAUCUGCUGCUACCGCGGCCUCACCGGGGGGCUUCAGCAGCCGCAGCGUCUGCGGGGGCUUCCGCGCCGGCUCCUGCGGUCGCAGCUUCGGGUACCGCUCAGGGGGCGUGUGUGGACCCAGCCCUCCCAGCAUCACCACCGAGUCGGUCAACGAGAGCCUCCUGGCGCCCCUCAACCUGGAGGUUGACUCUACCGCGCAGUGCGUGAAGCAGGAGAAGGAGCAGAUCAAGAGCCUCAACAGCAAGUUUGCUGCCUUCAUUGACAAGGUGCGCUUCCGGGAGCAGCAGAACAAAUUUCUGGAGACCAAGCUGCAGUUCUACCAGAACCAAGAGUGCUGCGAGAACAACCUGGAGCCACUGUUCGAGGGCUACAUCCAGACACUGAGGCUGGAGACUGAGCGCAUGGAGACUGACAGUGGGAGGCUGGCCUCGGAGCUCAGCCACAUGCAGGAGGUGCUGGAGGGCUACAAGAAGUAUGAGGAGGAGGUGACACUAAGGACCACCACUGAGAAUAAAUUUGGGGCCCUGAAGAAGGAGGUGGACUGUGCCUACCUCCACAAGUCGGACAUGGAGGCCAACUUGGAGGCCCUCAUCCAAGAGGUAGACUUCCUGAAGCAGCUGUAUCGGGAGGAGCUUCAGGUCCUCCAAGCCCACAUCUCAGACACUUCAGUCACCGUCAAGAUGGACAACAGCCGGAACCUGAACAUGGACAGCAUUGUGGCAGAGAUCAAGGCUCAGUAGGACGACAUUGCCAGCCGUGGCCGGGCUGAGGCCGAGUCCUGGUACCACAGCAAGUGUGGGGAGAUGAAGGCCACAGUGGCCCAGCAUGGCGAGACCCUUCACCGCACCAAGGAGGAGAUCAAUGAGCUGAACCGCAUGAUCCAGAGGCUGACGGCAGAGGUAGAGAACGCCAAGUGCCAGAACUCCAAGCUGGAGGCAGCAGUGACCCAGGCUGAGCAGCAGGGCGAGGCCGCCAUUAAUGAUGCCCGCUGCAAGCUGGCGGGACUGGAGGAAGCCCUGCAGAAGGCCAAGCAGGACAUGGCCUGCCUGGUCAGGGAGUACCAGGAGGUGAUGAACUCCAAGCUGGGCCUGGACAUCGAGAUCGCCACCUACCGGCGCCUGCUGGAGGGCGAGGAGCAGAGGUUGUAUGAGGGCAUUGGUGCUGUAAAUGUCUGUAAGUAA